Molecule: messenger RNA, 723 nt
Organism: Penicillium cosmopolitanum
Lineage: Eukaryota; Fungi; Ascomycota; Eurotiomycetes; Eurotiales; Aspergillaceae
Product: shikimate dehydrogenase family protein
Exons: 1
Coding region: 1-723 (240 amino acids)
Biological process (GO): shikimate metabolic process; chorismate biosynthetic process
Molecular function (GO): shikimate 3-dehydrogenase (NADP+) activity
Source: RefSeq, a predicted model, not a curated record
AUGCCUUAUAAAGUCACCAUGCUCUCCGCCGUAGAUGAGCUGACCGAAGAAGCGCGCAUGGUUGGUGCUAUCAAUACCAUUUUCCUUCGCAGGGGUGAAGAUGGAAGGACCCGAUAUAUUGGUACUAACACAGAUACCAUUGGGGUCCGGGAAGCUUUUCUUAGGAAUCAUUCUCAACUUCCUGCGCAGUCAGCUGGAAGACCGGCUCUGGUGAUUGGUGGUGGGGGAGCUUGUAGGGCAGCUGUUUAUGCCCUUUCAAAAUGGAUGGGGGUCAGCAAAAUCUACAUGGUGAACCGGGUUGAGAGCGAGGUUCGGGAUAUUAUGAGCUCCUUCGAAAGUGCUGGAUUGAAUGUUGAAUUGAUAUUUGUUUCGACUAUCGCCGAGGCGGCUGUGUUAGAAGCACCGGCUCUUAUUGUUGGGACGGUGCCGGAUAUCACCCCGAAAGAAAAAGGUGAGAUUCUUGCGAGAGAGAUUGUGGAUGUUUUCUUGGCGAAGGAAGAAAAAGGAUUUGUUCUGGAAAUGUGCUAUCAUCCUAAUCCUCGGACCUACUUCUUCAAUCGCUGUGAAGAGAUGGGGUGGAAUGUGCUAUUUGGGACAGAAUCUAUGCUCUGGCAAGGCGUUGCUCAAGAGAGCCUCUGGACAGAGCUGCCGAUGCACCAAUUCAACCUCGGCGAAGCGAAGGAAGCUCUUGUUAAUGCGAUUGAGAUGCAUUCGGUGCAUUAA